Messenger RNA from Nycticebus coucang (slow loris), 1254 nucleotides. RefSeq names its product gem nuclear organelle associated protein 8 (gene GEMIN8). Gene Ontology annotation, biological process: spliceosomal snRNP assembly. The transcript has 5 exons. Gene Ontology annotation, cellular component: SMN complex. The record is from RefSeq and is a predicted model, not a curated record. Lineage: Eukaryota; Metazoa; Chordata; Mammalia; Primates; Lorisidae. The coding region runs from base 338 to 970 and encodes 210 amino acids.
CGGAUGCGCGCUUCCAGUACCUUCUGCGGUAUUCCCUCCCCAUUCCCUUUCCCCUUUGUCUCCCACGAAAAUUAGGCACCUUCUCGCCCACCGCCCAGGAUCUACAAGCUACGUGCCCACGAGAUUCAGUGCCCAUUUGGACUUUCACAAGAAGGAUGGCAGCACAGAGAAGACAAAAAAAAAUACAUUAGAAAACUAAAACUAAAAGCACCAUUGGACAUGUUAGACAUCUCUUGUCCCAGGUGGUCCAGACCAGCAGGCAUCAACAUCAAAAGCUUCUGAGUAUUGGUAUUCUCACCCAGCGUAUGCAAGAUACUGGCAACAUUAUCAUCAAGCAAUGGCUUGGAUGCGAAACCACCAGAAUGCCUACAGAAAGGCCAUGCAAUACUAUUUCAGUUUCCCAUGGCAUCUCCCUUCUGCAGUUUCUUCCCAAAGUUCUUGUGAUGAUGAGGCUAGAGAUCCUCAGUCUUUCGGUGACCAUCACUUAGCCCAGCAGGACCACCACUGGGGUUCACAUUUCAGAAGGUCUAGGAAGCAGCGACACGUUAGCAGGAGGUUCCAGGUACCUGCAAGAGAAGACCAAACUUCCUCAGAAGAUGAGGAGGUAGAGACUGAGUCAGACGGGGGCAUAGAAUGUGACCUGAGCAACAUGGUAAUCACAGAGGAGCUCCGCCAGUACUUUGCAGAGACCGAGAGGCACAGAGAAGAGCGACGGCGGCAGCAGCAGCUGGACGCACAGCGCCUGAAUGACUAUGUGAAUGCUGACCAUGACCUGCACUACAACCCCCACAGGUCAGUCAAACCCCCGACCGAGAGGCCGGGCGAGCGACGCAAAGCCGAGAUGAAGCGCUUGUAUGGGGACAGCGCUGCCAAGAUCCAGGCCAUGGAGGCUGCUGUGCAGCUGAGCUUUGACAAGCACUGUGACAGAAAGCAGCCCAAGUACUGGCCUGUCAUUCCCCUGAAGUUCUGAGCCCUGGGCUCGGGGACCCCUGCGAGUCUGCACAGGGUCCCCAGACUCACCCCCUUCCUUUUGGGUACACUCCCUUCAUCUCUCCUUCCCUACAGUUGUCAGGGAAAAGGAACUUUAUGCUGAGAUACUACCAUGUUCACCAGAGUCCCAGUGGACACUCACAGGGUAGAGGUAAUACGCCAGUCACUUGGAAUUCAGCAGGACCUACGCUGUUGCCAGCGUGAGAAAUUUUCAGACAUAAGAUGAUAAUUUUGUAUCUCUUGCAUUGGUUUCUGAUGCUGAUA